Molecule: messenger RNA, 654 nt
Organism: Carlito syrichta (Philippine tarsier)
Lineage: Eukaryota; Metazoa; Chordata; Mammalia; Primates; Tarsiidae
Gene: NKG7
Product: natural killer cell granule protein 7
Exons: 4
Coding region: 1-498 (165 amino acids)
Cellular component (GO): plasma membrane
Source: RefSeq, a predicted model, not a curated record
AUGGAUCCCUGCCGGUCCUUGGCCCUGCUUGCCGGCUCCUUGGGCCUGAUGUCUUCCCUGGUUGCUCUGAGCACCAAUUUCUGGUUUGUGGCAGUAGGGCCCACAUUCUCAUCUCACUCCGGCCUCUGGCCAACAGGGCACAAGGACCCUGUCUCAGACUACAUACGUGUGACGCAGACCUUCUGUAUCCUGGCUGUCCUGUGGGGCUUGGUGUCUGUGGGCUUCUUGGUCCUGUCCUGUAUCCCCUCCCUGUCCGCUCCGGGCCGAGGCCCCCUCGUUGCAACCAUCACAGGCUUUGCUGCAGCCAUCUCCAUGAUAGUGGCCAUGGCGGUGUACACCAGUGAGCGGUGGGGCCAGCCUUCACAUCCCCAGAUCCAGACCUUCUUCUCCUGGUCCUUCCACCUGGGCUGGGUCUCGGCAAUCCUCUUCCUCUGUACAGGUGCCCUGAGUCUGGGAGCUCACUGUGGCGGUCCCCGGCCUGGCUAUGAAACCUUGUGAGCGGAAGGCGAGAACAGCAGGACAAGCUUUGAGCACUGUUAUCCAAAGACUUCAUCUGGAGUCUUGGGAAUAUCUGGUCCUGCCUCCGCCUUCCAGCCUCUCUCCAGCCCCUCCAUUUGUUUCUUCAUUCAACAAAAAUUGGCUGGAAUCUGGUUA